Messenger RNA from Fonsecaea multimorphosa CBS 102226, 1440 nucleotides. RefSeq lists its product as uncharacterized. The record is from RefSeq and is a predicted model, not a curated record. Bases 1 to 1440 code for a protein of 479 amino acids. The transcript has 3 exons. NCBI's taxonomy places the organism in Eukaryota, Fungi, Ascomycota, Eurotiomycetes, Chaetothyriales, Herpotrichiellaceae.
AUGCUUGCACACGCUCGUUACCUUUUAAUUCCUGCCCUUCUUUUCAGUCCGGCAUCAGCUGCUCAAUCAUGGAAUAGCUGGGAGGAUUCUGACACAACCGUGACCAAGGUUGUCACGUCCACUCAUUACGUUUGCCCUUGCGAUACUUCUAAUACCGGCUGGUUCGAAUGGUCGACUUCGCCUUCUGCACCAGCUGCACCUACCUGCGCCCACGAAGACGGCACUGUUUCCGGGGAAUGUGUCUGGGGAUCAGGGCCAACGUCCAGCGCUCAUGGUGAUCACGGCGGUCACGGUGUAUCUGGUACUUGGACAGGCCCGGAUGGCGCAGCCUCGUCUACGCAUUGGGGGCAUUCGACGAGCAUUUUGAAAACAAUCAAAACCCAUCCCGCGCUUACGUCGCACAGAAACAACGAGUCCCUCUUCAGCUGCACCUGUCACCACGUGGACGACGUCGACGGCUACGACAGAGUCUCCUACAUCGACUACGUCAACGCCGUCAACUUCAUCAACUUCAUCAACGCCGUCAAGCAUAUCGACUACAUCAGCAACGUCAGCCUCGCCAGCGACAUCGAUUCCGCCAAGGAUAUCAACUUCGUCAAGCAUAUCGACGAUACUAACGACAUCAACUUCAUCUCCUACAUCAAGUAUAUCGACAACAACGACACUGUCUACCACAUCGGCUCCAUCGACGACAUCAACUAUAUCCACGAGAUCGAUUCCGUCAACAAUAUCAACAUCUACAACAUCAAGCCCAUCAACAACGUCAAGUAUAUCGACAGAAUCGACAACAUCUAUUCUAUCAACAACAUCGAGUUCGACAACAACUUCAACGUCGACAACGACAACGGAUCCACCAAACACAUCAACAUCGACUUCGACAACAACGACGGACCCGCCAAACACAUCAACCUCGACCACGACAACGGAUCCACCAAACACACCCACCACCUCUACCACGUCGACUACAUCAGAGACGACCACAACAACAUCACCUAUUCUCACCACCUCCGCCACCACGAUUCACCAGCAGCCACAUCCUCCAUCUGCAGCGCCGCCCAAGCCCAAUCCUGCGCCGCCGCAAGCGGCGACCAAUGCAUAUGCAACGUCCGACCCGACGGCGUGACACCCGUCUGCACCUCCGGCGGCGCCUACUGCCUGUUCGCCGGCGUGACCUGCUCAACCGACGCCGAUUGCGAGUACGGGUACACCACAUGCGUGAAAAACGACGGCCUCUUUGGUGCUGCGUGUACUUCGCCCAACUAUUGCGGAGCGGCAGGGACGUGCGCCCAGCCCGCGGCGGGAGGCGCCAAGAGAAAUCUGGAAGACGUCUUUCGGGCGGCGGCCGGAGGAGGAGUGGUGGACGAGUUGCCUUCCGCCGCUGGGAGACGGAGCGAGUUUGGUCUCAUAGGUGGGAAGUGGGCUGUGGUUGCUUACACCUGA